This is a messenger RNA of Radiomyces spectabilis, 2402 nucleotides long. RefSeq names its product carotenoid oxygenase. The transcript has 7 exons. Gene Ontology annotation, biological process: carotene catabolic process. The record is from RefSeq and is a predicted model, not a curated record. Gene Ontology annotation, molecular function: carotenoid dioxygenase activity. Lineage: Eukaryota; Fungi; Mucoromycota; Mucoromycetes; Mucorales; Radiomycetaceae. Bases 107 to 2062 code for a protein of 651 amino acids.
GGACAUUCGAGAACCUGCAAAAUUGGGGUUUUUAAUUUUCUUUCUCCGGUACAAGUUUCUAGACUCUUUGCAGCUGCCAUUUUUUCCUUUGGUUUAUUUUAUUAGCAUGUCAACCAUACCACCAUCCGAAGCGACGCCUUCCCAGUUGGAAGAGAAUACGUUUACCUCCGUUCCUGCUGAACAAACGACAACAGAUAUCCAGUCCACCACCCCAACCGGGUCUCCGAAACAACCAGUGGAGUCAUUUACAGUCGUCGAUAGUGAUGAAGACAUUUUAACUGCUUCAGCACAGUCCUGGCAGGAGCGAGAAGAUACAGCCCCCCGUGCAUCGUCACCAGCGGCUCAGGAAGCGUCAGAAGAUACUCGUUUCUUGCAUUCCAAGGGUUUCGUCAAUGUGGGCGAUUCCAGCGAAAUCAAGGACUUGACAGUUUCCGGUCAGCUUCCUGAGUGGUUGAAUGGCGAACAUUAUACUGUCGGUCCCGGUACGUUUGAUAUCCGAUACAGUCGCAAGAUCGAAAUCGACGGUUACCUGCAAAGCGCCACCGCUACAUUCACUUUUGGUCAUUGGUUGGAUGGGUUACCGCUUGUUAACCGAUUUGAUCUGAACGGACAACGAAAUACGAUUGCGUACCGCAACCGUCUCACGAGUCGUCGACUUAUUGAGAAAAUUCGGGAUCAUCACGGCUACGCGCCUUGUCAUCCUGCCGGUCUUUUCAAAACCGACAGUAAUCAAACCGUACUCAUCAAAUUUAUCAAAUCCGCAGCGAAAGCCAAUAAACCCGACGGCGAACCUUGCGGUGCUCGCAUUCUCACCACGCUUCCGGGAGUCGACGGUCGACUAUUCUGUCAGAAUAUGGCCAAUCAUGUUCAGGAGUUGGAUCCAUUCGACUUGAAACCUACCCGGAUUCUCACUUGGGACGAGAUCAAUCCCGCCUUCAAGGGGUACAAUUCGUGUCCCAAUGGCCAGUAUGACGCGUCGACGGGCGAAUAUAUCAAUUAUACCAUGGAAAUUGGUUACAGAACAACCAGCUACCAUUUCUUCUCUCUCACCUCGCAAGCCCCCAAAGGCAAUUUGAUUGCUUCCGUCACAGCACCCACAGGCUAUGUCAACAGUUUUUCACUCACGAAAAACUAUAUUAUUCUGGUGGUGUUCCCUCUUUUAGCGAAUUCAGGCGCGGUCAAGUACGCCUGGAAUGAAAGCAUCAUGGACUCCUUCUCGUUCUAUCCUUCCGAACCUACCUUGUUCUACGUGAUUUCAAGAAGCAAGGGUCAAGUGGUGGCCAAUUAUCGAUCAGAUCCUUGUUUUGCAUUUCAUCAUGUGAAUGCUUUUGAGGAUGAGCGCGAUAACGUGGUGGUGGAUAUGAUUGCUUAUCCCGACGAUACGAUUGCUCACCAACUGACCGUUGAUAACCUGCGCCAUCCGGAAAAUAUGACGCCUUCAUCGCUGACGACAUCCGAAUUUAGACGAUAUCAUCUAGCCAAUUUGUCCCACGCUAGCACGGUGUACACUAACAACAACGGCUACAUUCCCACCGCUUCCAGUCUCACCGGUCGCAUCUCGUCUUUGUAUGGAUACCUUCGCGGAACGACGACUCAAGAUAUCGGAAAGACGAUCCCCAUGGGGGCUACAGGCUGGGCGUCAUGGAUGCCGCAGGCCACCUUUACGACGUGGACCGACCCCGGUAUUGAACUUCCUCAAGUGAACUCCAAAUAUCAUCGACAGCAAUAUACCUAUCUCUACGGCUUGGGCUUCUCUUCUUCAUCGUCAAAGACAAUGUACGAUACCAUUGUCAAAACUAAUGUGGAAACCAAGUUGGUGGAAGCUUCAUGGCAUGAAGAGGGAUGUUACCCCAGUGAAGCCGUUUUUAUUCCUCGUCCUGAUAUGGACAAUAUAGAAGACGAUGGCGCCCUGCUCAGUGUUGUCUUUGACGCCAUUCGCGAGACUUCAUUUUUGCUUGUGCUGGACUCGAAAUCGAUGACGGUGCUUGCUAAAGCCGAUUUAGAAACCAUUGUUCCUCCCAGUUUCGCUCAUGGCUCCUACCGCUUGCGAACGGAAGCAUAAGAAAUUUCUUGUUUCCAUCCACCUAAACUCCAUCAGCUUUUUUUAUUCGCUUUCACGCUUGAAUGUUGUGAAAUUUUACACACCGGAUAAUUGGCUGCGAUACAACAAAGCAUUAUGCACUUGUUCUACUCAAAAUUCCUUGUCCAUAUCCUUGUUCGUAGAAAUCAAUAAAUCAAACAUGACAUCCUACAUUGUUCAGGCUGCUUUUCAACGUAAACCAACCAGUGGUUUGGGAUCGGAAACAAUGGACUGGGGGAAUGCUUCGUGGUGUGAAUGUGACUUGCAAUCAGAGGAUUGCGGUAAAUGCGUCGACCUAAUGGCACGACCUGCCACUGGACGG